Paraglomus occultum is the source of this 155-nucleotide messenger RNA. The record is from the annotation of a GenBank genome assembly. Lineage: Eukaryota; Fungi; Glomeromycota; Glomeromycetes; Paraglomerales; Paraglomeraceae.
CUUCAGGGACAGAUCCUUCACAAGCAACUAAGCAAUCACCGAAUCGGUCCCUCAAACUCGAUCCACAGCUCCACCAGCAUCCCAUUGGAUCCGAUCACCCGGCAUACCCACCAGUGGAAAAGAAAAAGGGAAAGAAGAAAGAGGAGAGAAAGUAG